AAGGUGAACUCGCUUGUUUAUCGGAGAGAGAAAAAAAGAUGGAGGCGUGAAGUUCGUGAACAAGAGAACGAAAUGUGUAGUCAGUGAAGAGAGAGAAUGACGCAUGGUGGUGCGAGAGCGAGAAGGAAGAAAAGUCUGUUGCGCGCGAGUGCAAGGGAACGAAUGGAAGAGAGUGACAGAGAAAGAGAGAGAGAGAAAUAGAGACGAAGGAUGAAGUGCGUGCGCGUGUCGUAUUCGAGAGAGACACGGUAGCUUCUCAUAGAGAAGAGACAGUUGCUGGUUUGCCGCAAGGCUGUUUGCAUCGAAGAGGCGAAAGUUACACCAAACGGGGUCCACACCCCAUUUUUCGUCCUUCAUCGUGUUUCGUUUCAUUUUUUUUUCUUUUGGUUUUAUUAUUAUACGAUGUUUCGUUCCACGCCAUUUAGCUCGACGUGAUCGACUUAUCGAGACGACGGAUGUCGAUUGAUUGUCGCGCGAUUUCGCGUCGAAACGUGCUAUCGAUUACGCGGAACGUCUUACGAAGGCUCGAUAAACAGUGGUGUGAUGUGUUGUGAUGAUUAUUUGCGUUGAUUGUGAUCGUCCAAGAAAGGAAAUGCAGAAGAAUCGAAAUGGUCGAUGAUUACACCGACGAAAUCGUGGACGUUCAAUCUUUGGAGGAAAACUUGGUUAAAAUUUUCGAGCGUAUGCUCAGUGUCCGUGUGUUUCCAACGGCGAUAUCGAUUCGAAAGUGGCGAUAUAGCGAAUGCACCGGAAAAGGAAGAAACAUCGAACAACGAAGUAAUUGAAUGGAAAUCAGCCUCGUGUGUCCAACGCGCGUUUUAAACCGUAUAUGUGACCGUUCUUCCUCCAGAAAUUUGUGCUUAACUUUUUUUUUGUUGCCUGCUUUUUUUUGGUGCGAUAAAAUCGAUCAAAGUGCAAACAAGCAACAGUGAAAGAAGAAAUUUACGUUCUAGAAAAAAAAAGUUUCACCUGAUUGUGCGCCGAUGAAAACAGUGACUAGUGGUGGGUGAUGAUCAGUGGGCCCACCGUUUCGAAUGAAGUGGUUUUAGGAUGAUGGUGGAGCGUGUCGAGGACCAUCUCUUCAUGUAUCGACGUCCCGUUUACCGGGUCUUCCAGUACCUCGAAACCACCGACCAUGAGGGGAUGAGCACUGGCGUAGGAGAUGGAGCUGGUGGAGGCGGUGGCGGUGGGGGCGGAGGCGGCGGCGGCGUGCAGGGAAGUGGAGGCGGAAGAAAUACACCACCCCAUGGAUCACCCACCCCCAUGGAUAAGGCGACUUUGAAGGUCCAUCUGCCUAACGGUGGUUUCAACGUUGUUAAAUUCGGUGAUGCGAUCGAUGUGAAAGGUAUCAUCACUUUGGUGACUAGUCGGCUAGCGGUUGGAACCAGACACUAUCAUAACCUUUACGCCAUGAGACUGCAUCAUCCUGGAUCGGGAGAGAGUUACUGGUUGCAUCAGGACACGACCAUGUAUCAGGUUCAAGAAAAGUACGAAAAGAAACAUCCUCAUUGCGAGUGGAGGUAUGAGCUGAGAGUACGAUACUUGCCACAGAAUCUCAACGAUCUGUACGAGAAGGACAAAGUGACCUUCUAUUAUUAUUACGAUCAGGUUCGAAACGAUUAUCUGUGCGCGAAUCACGCGGCUCUCGAUCAGGACGUGGCGGUGCAAUUGUGUUGUCUAGAAAUUCGCUACUUUUUCAAAGAUAUGCAACAGAUCGCUCUCGACAAGAAGAGCAAUCUCGAGUACCUGGAACGAGAGGUCGGCCUGCACAAAUUUUUACCACGAUCCGUGUUGAAUGGAAUGAAACCAAAGGCGUUGCGCAAGCUAAUACAACAACACUUUAAAAAGGUUGCGGUAUUGUCGGAGCUAGAAUGCAUGUUCAAAUUCUUCGAUCUUCUGCGUGCUCAUUAUAGAUUCGAUCAGGAGAGGUUUAUAUGCGCUUUGGGGUCGAGCUGGUCUAUACCCGUAGAACUAGUCAUUGGACCAGAUUUAGGCAUAUCUUAUAUGGCUCAUAGAGGUGGGACGGUGCCAACGAGAAUCGCGGAAUUCUCUCAGAUACAAUCUAUCCAAACGCUGGUAUCCGAUUGCAAGGAACACGCAAAAGCCUGUAUUAAAUUAAGAAUAGCCGGAGCUGCUGAAACGCUUAGUAUCACGUGCUCGAGUUUAGACCAAGCGGAAAGUCUCGCGGAUUUGAUCGACGGUUAUUGCAGACUUGUCACUGGAACCAAUACCUCGUUGUGGAACAGAAAAGAUGCUCAUCCCCCAAAAUACAGACAAGACGGUUCCAAUAGUCCGGAGAAAAACGUAAGCAAAACGGGGACUAUUUUGUCGGAGGACUACGCGGAAAUUGUGGACGAAGAAGGAGAUUAUUCGACUCCAGCUACCAGAGAUUACGAGAUAGUUAGGAAUCAAGUGGAAUUAGGUGAAAUUAUUGGAGAAGGUCAAUUUGGCAAUGUACAUAAAGGUUCAUACAAAGGGCGGGACAAUCAAGUUAUACCAGUGGCGGUGAAAACCUGUAAAGUCGAUGCAGAUCUCGCGACGUCGGAGAAAUUUCUCGAGGAAGCCUAUAUAAUGCAACAAUUCGAGCAUCCUCAUAUUAUAAGACUUAUCGGUGUAUGCUCGGAACCACCCAUUUGGUUAGUAAUGGAAUUAGCCAAGUUGGGAGAGAUGCGAGCUUAUCUGCAAUCGAACAAACAUCGUCUAGAUCUCGCCACUCUUCUACUUUACACAUUUCAAUUGAGCACUGCCUUAUCGUAUCUCGAAAGCAAGAAAUUUGUCCAUAGGGACAUUGCUGCGAGAAACGUGCUAGUUUCUGCGCACAAUUCCGUAAAAUUAGCGGAUUUUGGUCUUAGUAGGUGGGUGGAGGAUCAAAGUUAUUAUACAGCAAGUAGGUGUAAGUUGCCCAUUAAAUGGAUGGCACCGGAGAGUAUUAAUUUUCGAAGAUUUACUACAUCUUCUGACGUUUGGAUGUUUGGUGUAUGCAUGUGGGAAAUUUUAAUGUUAGGCGUAAAACCAUUUCAAGGUGUAAAAAAUAACGAAGUGAUCCGUAAAUUGGAAAACGGAGAAAGACUUGCAUUACCGAAUCAUUGCCCUCCACGAUUAUAUUCUUUGAUGUCUCAGUGUUGGAGUUACGAACCGAGUAAACGACCAACGUUCAAAGAGAUCAGGGAAACUUUACAUGAAAUUUUAUUGGAAGAGAAACAUCAGCAACAAGAAACGAUGAGACGGGAGAACAGAAGAGUACAAGCCAUGUCUUGGGGGGCAGACGAUGUACCGCCACCGAAACCUUCGAGGCAACCGCAAAACACGACGGAUCAAUCUCAGUUAACCGCCGCAGCGCCGGUCUCGACAUAUAUUGUUGCGCAAAAUCCCGAGGUUCUUGCGCAACUUCUCAAGGAUAAUCAAACUAGGGGGGUAUGUCCCUCCGUCUACACAACCCCUGCCUCGCCUUUCAAUACCUUAGCCGUACAAUUUCAAGACGAAGAUCAAGUCUUAACCACUGCUUUAGUUUCAGAUCUACCCUUUUUCGAUCCAACCACUUCAGAACCUUCCGCCUCUCAUGACACUCAUUCGGGAGAUUCCACUUUGUCCGACACUAAUUUGGAUUCCCUCGAUUCCUCGGACACUCCUCUCAUGUCUAGUCUUAACAUUUCAGACGCGACACAAGCUCAAUCCCCCGCUGCUAACAGAAAGCAGCAGAAGGUUAAAGAGAUGCAAAAUUUGUACGCGGUUAGUUCAAAAGUUGUUGGUAGCAUUGCAGGAGAUUUGUAUUCUCCCGUGCAAAAAUUCACAACGUCCGGUGCUAUUCCAAUAACAACUAGCGUAGCUACUUGCGGCGAAAUAUACGGGCCUGUCGCUAAUUUCACCCAAAGUUCCGCCAUCGUUGGUAAUCUUAGUCAAAGCCCCAGUGUAGGUGGUAAUUUUGGUGAAAAUCCUGGAAAUUUUGGGCCCAGCAGCUUGAAUAGUAUCAUAGGAUUGAAUAAUCAAAAUCAAUUGUCAAAUUUCGGCCAAUUCUCUAAUAACACGAACCAAGCUUUUAACAUUGCUCAACCGGUCAGCCAAAAUUCUAAUUGCAUACAAAAUCCUACAACCGCUGUCGUGUAUCCCCGUAUACCGGUUGUUACUUCGAGUAACGCUGCUAUUUCUGCAUCCAAUACGGAAUGUUUGUACGGACCUGUGUUAAAAUUCCGAGCGCAAAACAUCCAAAACCAAAAUGUAACUGAUUUGAAAUCCGUAAACGUGUCUGUUGGAACUACCAUGGCGAAUGUUAGAGGCAAUUUAGCGCAUACUUCUACUCCAGGACCAAACCUGCAAACACGACCUGCACACGCUCAGAAUUAUCAACAUCAACAAAUUUAUUCGAAUAUAAGUACAGCGACACCACAACCGAUGUAUAUGCCGCAGUCGCAGAAUGCGCAAAACAAUCAAAAACAAAAUCCAAUUCAUCAAUCUGUUUCUUACAUCCCGUCGCAACAUACGAAUCAACAAAAUCAAGCAAUCAGCGCUAAUCCAAUUUACACGGCGCAAGCGACUUCUGUUACGGUCGUGCAAGCUCAGAAGGUUCAAGGUCCUGUAUAUGUGCAACAAAUUCAAGCUGGAAUUACGAGCCAUGUGCCGAGUUCCCAAGCGAUGAACGUGAAUCAGCAGCAAUUGUCUUUUGAAAUAGCACAAAGUCAUCCCAUUCAAGUGCAUUUCGCCACAUCGGGUGGUACGGUCCAAUCAACUAGCCAGCAACACCUUCAUCCGAGCACAUCUAACAUUGUAAUCGGUCAACAAUCAAGUUCCAUUACUGCCACGCAACAUAGUCAAGCACAAUGCAACGUAGCGAAUCUGCCAAUUACUGCUGCAACAAACGCAACGCAGUAUUUAGUACAGCCAAUAGUACAAUCAGGGAUGAUAAGAUCUACUCCCACACCUCAAAUAGCAACCGGUGUUGCAAAGAUCACUACAUUCGUAAAUCAAAAGCAAGAUGAACAACUAACAAGUUCGACAGAUGGCACACUCUCUGGAUCACUGAUAUCCUCUGCAGUCAGUGAUAGCACAAUGUCAUCGAGCAGCUCGAUGACAGAGGAGGCACAGCAAGAUCAGAGGAUCGUACAAUCACAGUUAUUCGAUAGCAUCACGGAAAAUUUCAGCAGUGGUAUUGACGAUGAACAAAAAUUAUUAGAACAACGACUUUUAGAACAGCAGCGUCAAUCGGAAGAAGAUAGUCGUUGGUUAGCAAGAGAAGAGAAACGUCUAUCCAUUGCGACGAGUGGAGAUGAAAGCGCGAGUCCUCCAGUUCCACGUUCGGUUACUCAAUCACCAAGUCAUGAACAGCAUGGCGCUAAUACUGGUUCUAUAGGAUCUGAUAAAAGUACCGAAAAAGUAAUCGUUGUAAAGAAAAUGGAACCUACACCAACUGCCGAUCUAGAUAGGACGAACGAUAAAGUAUAUGAUUGUACCACUAGCGUAGUUCGUGCAGUAAUGUCUUUAUCUCAAGGUGUUCAACAAAGCAAGGCUGAUCAAUAUUUAGAAUUAGUACGUAAAGUGGGUAUUGAAUUGAGAGCGUUACUUUCAUCUGUCGAUGCUUUGAUGGAUAUAUUACCUAUAUCUGCUCAUCGAGAAGUAGAAAUGGCGCAUAAAGUUCUUAGUAAAGAUAUGGCAGAACUUGUAACAGCUAUGAAACAAGCUCAAAAAUAUAGUGCUACUACAUUAGAUGCUGAAUAUCGAAAAGGGAUGCUCUCAGCGGCUCACAUUUUAGCAAUGGAUGCGAAAAAUCUUUUAGAUGUAAUCGAUUCGAUACGUAUUCGUUAUCCAUAUGUAGAUAAUCAGAUUUGCCAAAAUCAAAAUCAUAUUAAUACUUCACAAGAAUCGAUGUCAGAAAAUCGUAUUCGUUCCAGUCAAUCUGGAGAACAAUUUCUAAGGAGAAGUCAAUCGAGCGAACGUCAAGGUACUACGUUUAGACAGAGUCAAAGCGGUGAUCUUUUACAUAGAAUGGGUCAAUCCGUCGAUCGUUCAUUGCAGGGUAGUCAAACUGAUAUCAGCAGCGGCUCUAGUUUAGAAAGAAGGCAUCAUAUCGUUACUAAUAGUCUUGAACGCAAUUCAACAACAAGAAGACAAAUGACAACAAAUAGUUUAGAAAGAAAAAGACCAUCAUUGUCUUGUAAUAUCAGUCCCAUGAAUAAUUCGGUUAAUUUGCCACCAAUGGUACCAGUUACCUGCAAUUUAGUCCAAACAGUUGGACCUGUUAUUCAUCCAAGUCAAACAGUUACAACAGGUAUUAAUCAACAGUCAGUGUUUACAACUAAUAAUAAAACAAAUGAAAAUGCAACAACUGAUAGCUAACAACGAGGUGCCUUUGCAUUAAGGAAAACUUCGAAGUAAUAAUUAUAUGUAUAUAGUCUACAUCGUACAAGUUACCCAUUUACAUCUCAUACAUAACUCAGCAGCAAGAGAUUUAAUAUUUAUGCUUUAUAGCUCUUUUUAACAUUUAAUAAACUUUGUCUAAACGUACUUAUAGAUAAGGCAGUAUUCGUUAAAUAUAACAUAGAUUAGGAUUAUCACGAAAAAACAUAAGUCACAGCUGAAAAGAAAUCACUCCAAAGUUUUAGAAUUAUUAUUAAUUUGUUAUUAUAUAAUAAUCAUGUGUGAAUUGGGUGAUGCAAAAGAUAGCCUUGAGUCUAAAAAAUUAUAAACAUAAAUAAUUUUUAUUGAUAUCAAAUGUAACAUUUAUAUGAAAUAAAAUAUUUAAAUUUUAUUGCAUAUAUUAUAAUAUUAUUAAAAAUUAAUUAUAAAAAUAUUAUCAUUAUAAUAUAAUCUAUAAUCUAUCGCUUCAAAGAUUGUCUUAUUGUAUCACCCAGUAUGUAGUUGAAUAAUUCUAUAUAUAUACAUAAAUAUAGAUAUUUAUAAAUAUAUAUUUAAAUGAAUAGUUCAAAAUAUUUUAUGCAAAAAAUUUAAUUUCAUAUAGGAUACAAUUUUACAAAAUUAUUUUUACGAAUUUAUAAUUUAUAAUAGUCUAUUUCCUGCUAAAAGGAGUGAUUAUAAUUGUAAAAAAUGGGACUGAAUGUUAUUUCUAUUAGGUAAUUAUUUUGUAAUUCAUAUCGAUUUGUGAAAUUUAUAUAAAAUGUUUUAUAAAAAAAUGAAUCAUUCUUCAGCGGCAAGUCAGUUCCUAUAAAAUAUUUAUACAAAUUUCAUCAUUGCAUAAGAAUAGUAUUGAUAACUUGUCAACAUAAUGCGCUUAUAACGGCAGUGCAUUUACAAAUCUAUUAAAUAUUCCAUAAAUUAAAUAUUCCAUUUUUAUACAUUUAUUUUUUUACAUUCCUGGGAAGAAAUUUAGUUUCAUAUUGGAUUAAAAUUAUUGUCCAUAAUGUUUGACUGAUUUUUAUAUUGCUCAUUAUUUUACACAACUAUAGUUUUGAAUACUAUGUGCCAAGGCGUAUUUAUAUGUACAAUAUGAACAAAUUUUAUUAUUGACUAUACAUGUACAGUAAUAUUUUUAAUGUAACAUCCCAGGAAUUUGUAAUUUACGAUUAUAAUGUUCGACACUGCUAUUGCAUCGAAAAUAUAAAAGAUUUUUUUUAGAUUUACUUUAAUUGUAUAUAAAUAAAUAUUCAAAAUUUGUAUCAUUUAAUAAUAAUAUUAAUUAUUGAGUUACAAGUAUUAUUUCUAGUAAA
Apis laboriosa (Himalayan honeybee) is the source of this 7655-nucleotide messenger RNA. It is a transcript of the gene Fak, whose product is annotated as focal adhesion kinase 1. Gene Ontology annotation, biological process: protein phosphorylation; signal complex assembly. Bases 1051 to 6327 code for a protein of 1758 amino acids. Gene Ontology annotation, molecular function: ATP binding; protein tyrosine kinase activity. The record is from RefSeq and is a predicted model, not a curated record. The transcript has 23 exons. Gene Ontology annotation, cellular component: focal adhesion; cytoskeleton. Lineage: Eukaryota; Metazoa; Arthropoda; Insecta; Hymenoptera; Apidae.